This is a messenger RNA of Raphanus sativus (radish), 1650 nucleotides long. RefSeq lists its product as uncharacterized. The coding region runs from base 1 to 1650 and encodes 549 amino acids. NCBI's taxonomy places the organism in Eukaryota, Viridiplantae, Streptophyta, Magnoliopsida, Brassicales, Brassicaceae. The record is from RefSeq and is a predicted model, not a curated record. The transcript is spliced from 2 exons.
AUGACGGUGGAUCAGUUGCCUAAAUGCCUAUUCAAAGAGGGUACCGAAACACAAGUUGAGAAGGUGAACAACACUUGUAGAACUUCUAUACUUGAGGAGGUGGAGAAGUACGUUGAGGCAGAGUACAAAGAAGUGUUGGCUGAUCCGCUAUUUGCUCAGGUUAUGGCAAUUUAUGAGCAUAAGCUUCAGUAUUCGGGGAGACUGAUCCACACCUUUGCUUGUAAGCAGCUUCUUACCGCAAAACAUCAUGAGUUGUGGUUCCAUUAUACUCGGAGGCCUCUCAGAUUUGCGAUGCAAGAAUUCCAUGCGGUUACUGGUCUGAAAUACAAAGACGACGAGCCUGACUUGGGUAUUGAUGAUUGGAGCUAUGAUAAAGGGUUUUGGGGUAGGUUGCUAAGGAGGGAAAAAAAGAUUAGCUUACAGGAAAUCAGGAAGGUGCAUCUGAAGGAUUGUAAUACCUGGUCUCAUCUCGACAGGCUUAGGAUGGUGUAUUUGUGUGUGAUCGUUGGUUUAGUUAUGGCGAAGGAUGAGAGGGUUUGCAUCCCACACAAGUACAUCAAGCUGGUUAUGGAUUUCGAGAAGAUGAGGAAAUAUCCAUGGGGUCGUGACUCCUUUGAUUUGCUGGUGAAAUCCAUGAUCGAAGCUAGGGGUAAAGUGAAGAAGCAGAACAGUUAUGUUGUAGAUGGAUUCUCAUAUGCACUACAGAUUUGGUUGAUGGAGGUUAUUCCAGACAUCGGGUCUCUUUUGGGUCAGAAGCUCAGAGAAGGCGUCACUAGCAUGCGAUGUAGGAACUGGAAAGGAUCUGCUAAGGUUUCUUAUGACGAUAUUAUUAGCAUGGAGUCUAAUUUUGCAUCCACUGGAAAUGUAUUUCCAUACAUCUCUUCUACUGGAAAUUGCAAGAUCAUUGUUGAUGCUGGAUUUGAACGGGACGAUGAGAUGAAAGAUGAAAGAGUCGAUCUCAUCAUUGACAUGUACGAACAGAAGUAUGACUGGAGUAAACAUGUUUGGCAGCAUCAGGAAAAUGCCCAAGCAUUUGUGUACAGUUCUGAUGAAGAUGGUUCAGAGGAAGAAGUGGCUCGUGAGUCGCGUGACACUGGACGGGAAGAAGUUGAAACCGUCCGUGUGUCUCCUGCAAAGAAGCGAAAGAACAAGUAUCAGGAUAUUGGAGCCGAGUCAAGGAAGAAGAGGUUACUUUCCCAAAGAUCAGCUGACAAAUAUAGAGAUGUUGAAGAGGAAAUGAAGUCUUAUAUCCAGGGUAUGUUUAAGUCUUCAUUUACUUCCUUGGCGCUUGAGGUACGUGACAUAAUUGAAGACCGCUUCACCAAAUUAGAGGAGAAGUUGCUUUCAUCUCAGAAAACUGGUCCUUCUCCUGCUCCUACUCCAUCUCACACUCCUGGUCCUGUUCUGGCUUCUACUGAUGCUCCUACUACUGUUGCGGCUUCUACUUUUGAUCUUACUUCGGCUUCUACUCGCACUGGUGCUCCUCAAAAGACUUCUCGUGCUCCUGCUUCUUCUCGCGGUCGAGGUUCUGCUUCUUCUCGGGGCCGAGGUUCUGCUUCUACUCGCAGUCGAGAGUCGGCUCCUUCUCACACUGGUGCUCCUGCAGAUGCUGCAAAGACAAGGUCACAGACAAAGGUAAACAAGAAGUAG